Messenger RNA from Nymphaea colorata (pocket water lily), 1042 nucleotides. RefSeq lists its product as uncharacterized. Lineage: Eukaryota; Viridiplantae; Streptophyta; Magnoliopsida; Nymphaeales; Nymphaeaceae. The transcript has a single exon. The record is from RefSeq and is a predicted model, not a curated record. Bases 307 to 867 code for a protein of 186 amino acids.
CUUCGGAAAUGCAGUUCCAAGUCAGAAAAAACCCACUCCAUCCCUUUCAUAAGGCGUGAUUGAAGAUCUACACUCCCGCAGAAUAACUUUCAAAGGCUUGUAUCUGCAUCUUGAUCACCCUGGCUCCAAAAGGCCCACAUCCCAACCACCCACCAUUCCAAAAGCAAGAAAACCACUAAGGACAAGGGGGAUAAGCAACUAUGGUAUCUAUCAUCUCUGCGCCUCUGAUCUCCAUUUAUUCACCUGUCUUGCUGCAUUGUAUUGCUAGAAGACCACACACCAGUACUGCACCAUACUUCCUCAACAAUGGACUGGUUUUCUUGGUUGUCUAAGACUAGCCUUGACCCAACCUUAGUGUAUGAAUAUGGCCUCGCUUUGGCAUAUAAUGAGCUCGAAGAAGAAGAUGUCAUCUACUUCACCCAUGAUUUUCUGAAAAGCAUCGGCAUCUCUGUAGCUAAGCACAGGUUGGAGAUACUGAAGCUUGCAAGGAGAGAGCAUGGGAGGAGGCCACAACUAUUGUCUAGGCUGCUCGCAGCGAUCAAGAAGACUAAGAGGCAUUUUAUCGAGUAUUUCCAUGGUUUUCUUAAAAGUCAGCCUCCUACACUGGCCUUAGUGCCCGACCCAAUGAGCAUGAGUGGGAAGGUGAGGAAGAAGAAUCGAAAAUUGGCGGGGGUAAAGCCACCGGCAGCGCUGCUGAUAGGUGGCGGCAGUGGCGGCAACAGGUUGAAUGCCAUGGACUUUGAUCCUGCAACUUCCCUGGUUCUUAGCAAGCCCAUGGGUGAUCAAGGUCUCACUGAUCCAAAUUUGCAAGAUCCUAACAUUGAUCCUGGAUGGGCUUUGAUGUUUCGUGAUCUGAAACUUACAUGAACCAACAAUGAGUAUUUAUUGUUAGUUUCGUUAUAUGAUAAAUGUGUCCAAUGUAGUGCUGAGAAUUGAUAGCCUGCUGCUUAGAGUUUAUCAUGUAAAAUGCCUCAGCACUCUGUUUUGCUUUCUGGGUAACAUAAAAAUUGUUUGGGCUUUGUUUGAUGCAGCCAUUUUUAAA